Molecule: messenger RNA, 1050 nt
Organism: Vicia faba (fava bean)
Lineage: Eukaryota; Viridiplantae; Streptophyta; Magnoliopsida; Fabales; Fabaceae
Source: the annotation of a GenBank genome assembly
AUGGCAUCUUCAGCAGCCUUGCGGCUAAACAAUCUUCGAAGACACUUGGAUUUGGAUUUAGAUCACACUGCCAACAAGGCUGCAGGAGUCAAUUCUGUCGGAGCAUCGCUCAACGUGAAGGUAGCUCAAGAGGUUUCUGAAGCGUUAUCACUAGGGCGUGCAGUUGUCGCUCUGGAAUCUACCAUUAUUUCACAUGGGAUGCCGUAUCCCCAAAAUUUGGAAACUGCAAAAGCAGUUGAAGCUAUUGUGAGAGAGAAUGGCGCGGUUCCUGCAACUAUUGCAAUUUUAGACGGCGUGCCUCGCAUAGGUUUAAGUGGGGAAGAGCUUGAAAGGUUAGCUAUUUUGGGAACCAAAGCACAGAAAACAGCUAGAAGGGAUAUUGCAUAUGUUGUGGCUAGAGGUGGAAAUGGUGCUACUACUGUUUCUGGCACAAUGUUCUUGGCGUCCAUGGUUGGCAUUCAUAUUUUUGUGACUGGUGGGAUGGGGGGAGUGCACAGGCAAGGGGAAUAUACUAUGGACAUAUCUUCAGAUCUCACCCAUCUUGGAAGAACACCAAUAGCAGUUAUAUGUGCUGGUGUAAAGUCAAUAUUGGAUAUCCCUAGGACCCUUGAAUAUCUGGAAACACAAGGAGUUUGUGUAGCUGCUUACAAGACCAAUGAGUUUCCUGCCUUUUUCACCGCAUCAAGCGGCUGCAUGGUUCCAUGCCGGGUAGAUACCCCCGAAGAAUGUGCUUCCUUAAUAGAAGCAAACACCAAACUCAAGCUUGGAUCUGGAAUCUUGAUAGGAGUUCCUAUUCCUCAAGAGCACUCAACAUCUGGACAUAUAAUUGAAUCUGCCAUCAAGAAAGCCCUUGAAGAAGCAAAGGAAAAUAAUAUAUCAGGAAACGCCAUAACUCCUUUCUUGCUCGAUAGAGUAAAUGCACUCACUGGAGGUGUCUCACUUGCUUCAAACAUUGCUCUUGUGAAAAAUAAUGCCCAACUUGGGGCUAAAGUUGCCGUCGCCCUUGCUCUGCUAAGAGAAAACAAUCAAAGGAAACAAGAGACAGAAUAG